Messenger RNA from Mercenaria mercenaria, 1717 nucleotides. RefSeq names its product beta-1,3-galactosyltransferase 1-like. The record is from RefSeq and is a predicted model, not a curated record. Lineage: Eukaryota; Metazoa; Mollusca; Bivalvia; Venerida; Veneridae. Gene Ontology annotation, cellular component: membrane. Bases 441 to 1601 code for a protein of 386 amino acids. The transcript has a single exon. Gene Ontology annotation, molecular function: hexosyltransferase activity.
UACUAAACAAGUUUAAAUAUUUCGUCAGAUGAAGACAGGUCUCAUACAAACGAAAUGGACAUUAAAACUUGUGGUCUUUUGAUGGAGACAGGUUUUCAUACAAGUUAAAUAGACUUCAACACUAGCGUUUUUAAGGAGACAGUUUUUCACACAAAGGAAAUAAACAUUAACAUCAGCUUCUUAUUUGUUGACUUUUUUAUAAUACAGGAAAUAGACAUUAAUACAAGCGAUUUUACAGAAACAGAUUUUUUAUCAAAAGAACUAGACAUCAAUACUACCAUUUAGUUUUUGGAAACAAUUUUCAUACAAGGGAAACAGACAUCAAUACUUGCAUUAGGAAUAUAAACUUCAUCUAGCUGGAAACAAUUUUGUUACAACGGAAAUGGAUAUUAAUAGUUACAUAAUAAAGAAAACGUACCUAAAACUAAAUUAUUGACAAAAUGAAUUCUGGAUUUCGUUGUAGUAAAUCUAAAUUGUUUUCGUUAUAUAUGCUUCUUGUAUUUGCCGUCAUUAUAACAAUUUUAUCACAAGAAAAUGUACGCUUUGACACGUUUAGGAUCAAAGUGAAAGAAUGUAUAGAUAAGCUUUUCAAAUCUAGCAUGACAUAUGACGAAUCCAAGAAAGUUAAUAAAAUAUCAAUGAAAUCAGAAGUAUCACAAAAUAUCAACACAUCAACGCGCAUAUAUCCGUUAAAAUCGCAGUUAGAAUCAAAAGACAUUUUUAAAGUGGAAAUGGAGCCAGAUUUAAUGAAACUUAUAAAUCCAUCAAAUCCAAAAUUUGCCCUCACAGUAAAUGGAUCUUAUCUUCUUGAAAAUAAGAACCACUGCUCAUCUGUGUCAAAUUUGACAAUUCUUGUUAUGAUCUUAUCAGCACCAAAUAACUUUCAAAAGAGAAUUGCAAUCAGAGAAACCUGGGCAAAUGGAAGCCUUUAUUCUUCGUACGGAACAAUUAAAGUUAUCUUUCUUCUUGGUAUCAUUGAUAAUUCUAUAGAUCAAGAUAACAUUGAGAAAGAGUUUAAGCUCUUUGGAGAUAUUGUUCAGGGAUCAUUCGUAGAUUCUUAUUACAACUUGUCUCACAAAUCUGUUAUGGGCUACAAAUGGGCAACUGAACGAUGUAGAAAUGCUAAAUAUGUUAUCAAAACAGAUGACGACAUUGUAAUCAAUAUGUUCCGAAUAUUCAAAUCUGAUAUUCACAUGCUGUCUGUGAACCAAAAUCAUGUGCAUUGCCUACGUUUAACUCGAUCUAUUGUUUUUAGAGAGAAACGAAGUAAAUGGUUUGUCGAAUCUAAUCAGUUUAAAGGAAGGACUUUUUAUCCGCCAUACUGUAGCGGACAAUACGUACUGAUGCUGAAUGUCAUAGUUCCAUAUCUAUACGAAUCAGCAUCACAAACUCCGCUGUUCUGGAUUGACGAUGUAUUUAUAUACGGACUUGUUAUGGGCAAUAUACCCGCACUGAAAUAUAGACAGAUAACAGUUGAAGAAAUUGGAACUUACAGAAGUUGGGAACAGGAAAAGUCAAACAGCAGUUAUAUAUACCAAGUUACUGAAAGUGUUACUGAGUUAAAAUAUGUUUGGGCAGCUAUUAUGAAGCAAUAUACUUAAAAUGUCGUCAUUAUAUAUUGCGAGACUGUAGAACAACCUACCAAUACCACACAUGAUGUAUCUGUCUUCUUGCAUAAUCAGAGUAAGACAUAUCUGUUGUACGUAUACGUUUUUGU